Molecule: messenger RNA, 1368 nt
Organism: Nilaparvata lugens (brown planthopper)
Lineage: Eukaryota; Metazoa; Arthropoda; Insecta; Hemiptera; Delphacidae
Exons: 3
Coding region: 412-1203 (263 amino acids)
Biological process (GO): regulation of transcription by RNA polymerase II
Cellular component (GO): nucleus; transcription regulator complex
Molecular function (GO): DNA binding
Source: RefSeq, a predicted model, not a curated record
AGAUUCUAUGGUGAUAUUAAAAUUAUUGCUAUUAAAACUCAGCGAUUCAGAAGCAAAUCAAAUUGAUGUCUCAAACAGGAGAACGGGCGCGACUGUACAGCAGUCAGCAUUCCCCGUAAGCAACGCCAACGCUCCAGAUUCUAUCAAUAGUGACAGUAGAAUGUGAAUCCAGCUGCAGCGACUGCCGCGUUUCAACUGCCACUACUCCUAGUCAGUGUCAGCGACUCUAGCGGCAGUCGCUCGAAACUCAGCGGCCAAUCGAUAGUCGUGGCACGAUCGUAGCGACAGUCGCUCUGAGAGAAACGAAGUAAGAGGGUGUCGCGCGUCUUUGUUUUCUUACUUUUCUAUCUGAAAACAUCUGGUUUAAAUUUUGGUGUUGUUUGAGCAAUCGCCCUGCUGUAGUCCACAUGUAUGUCGAUUUUGAGAAGUAGCUUGUUGAAUUUUAGCGAGAAAAUGGAAAGUAAUAGUGCCGAUGAAAGUAGUUACGGCCUGAAUUUCACUAGAGCCCAGGACAGAAUUCUAGUUGACCACGUGGCGACGUACCCGGCUCUGUGGCAGCCAUCACACGAUCACUACCGAGAUAACGAGUUGAAGCACCGGAUCUGGAAGGAUAUUUCUAAUGCCGUUGAGAAGCCUGUGGAUGUUUGCAAAAAACGUUGGAAAAAUAUCAAAGAUACCUAUGACAGAAGGAUCAAGCUGGCAGGGGGUCGUCAUUCAACAAAAUACGAUAGAGGAAAAUGGGAGCUCAAUGACAAAUUGAAGACUUUUCUUCAAACACCUAUAGAGCGUUCUCGACAAGCAAAGAAACAAGAGAAGCGAACUUGUAAUAUGAAAGACAUCUACGUGGAAGAAGUGGAACUGGACUAUCUUCUUUCAAGGGACAAUGACGCAGGAGAGCCUGAAACCAUUCUAGAGGAAUCGUGCGGCUCUGAGACAUCCCAGUCUGUUGCCUUUGCGGGAAAACUAGUCUCCAGCAACAACACAACAAUUAAUUCACAUUCCAAUGAAGAAAACGCUGAAUACAUACUGCCUCAUCAAAUGGGAAAAUCUCAUGACAGUGGUACAGGAGUUGAUCUGUUUUUCCAGAGUUUGGCCGAAACAGUUAAAAGUUUUCCACCAAGACUGCAACAACGUGCAAAAACUGAGGCGCUCAAAUUAAUCAGUUCCCUCGAAUUGGAACUAUGGAACUCAAUCGAUCUGUGAUACCCAUCUACUGCGUUCAAACUGUUCAAUAUAUUUUUCGACGUACCAUAGUUUUGACAAUUACAAUAUUAAUGUCAAUUCUUAACAUUACUUAAUGGUUUCUUACUAUGAAUAAAUUUGUUCGACUAUUUUAUUUUCACAUAAUUCUUCAGUGAGUAAAAUUAA